AUGGCAACAAUUAAUAUUAUAAAUAAUAAUAAUAAUCAAAAUAAUAAUAAUCAAAAUAAUAAUAAUAAUAUAAAUCAUACAGAAUAUUUUAAUAAUGGAUUUAAAUCAUUAUUAGGAGAAUUUAAAAAAUAUACUGAUAUAAAGAUUAAAUGUGGUGGUCAAAUAUUUCCGACUCAUAGAAUUAUAUUAGCGAAUAGUUCAGAGUUUUUCGGCAGAUUAUUAUUAUCAGAUUUUAAAGAAUCAAGUCAAUCAGUGAUAGAAUUGAAACAACCAGAUCCAUUCAAUGUAUUUCCAAUGGUUUUAGAGUUUAUGUAUGACGGUAUAAUCUAUCUAUCACCUGAGAAUGUUAUACCUCUAUUGGCAAUGAGUGAUCAUUACUUAAUACGAGAUCUUCAACAUUUAUGUCUACUCUUUCUAGAUCAAAAUCUACAUCGUGAAAAUGUUUUAACAAUUUUAAAAUAUUCAAUCGAUUUUCAUUUCGAACCAAUCACCGAACGUUGUAUAACUAUAAUUUCUAAAAAUUUCACUUUUGUUUGUGAAAAUUUAUAUAAACAAACUAAAAUUAAUCAAAAUAAUAAUAAUAACUGUAUAAAUAUUGAAAAUAAUAAAAAACAUUUAAAUACUUCCUCUGCUUCCUCUUCUUUAAAUUCUUCAACUUCUUCUGCCUCUUCUUCUUCCUCCUCUUCUAAUAAUAAUUAUUAUACUACUACUACUACUACUACCACUACUACUACUGCUUCUUCAUCAAAUUUUAAUAAGAAUUUAACAAAUUGUAAAGUUACGGGACAACAACAACAACAACAACAACAACAACAACAACAACAACAACAACAACAACAACAACAACAACAACAACAACCAAUUUAUGAUUUUUCAUUUUUACCAGCGUCAAUUUUUUAUCAAAUUUUAGAUCAUGAUUAUUUAGUUGUAAAUAGCGAAUAUACACUAUAUAGAAUAGUUUUAAAUUUUAUAGAAAAGUUUUUUGGUGAAAAUUUUACUGAAAUCACUUAUAAUACAAAUAUAACUGAUCAAUUAAAAGUUUCUGAUUUAAUGUCUCAAAUUAGAUAUAUACUAAUGCCAUAUGAUCAAUUAACUUUAAUUACAAAGGAUCCAUUAAUACCAAAAGAAAUUUUAUUUGAAACUUUAUUAGAAAGAUUAAAAAGAUUUGAAGGUAAAACUUCAUCUCCUUCUUCUUCUUCUACUUCCUCUUCACCUUCCAAUACAUCAAAUUCUCCAACAAAACAAACUUCACCUUCAAAAUAUCAACAACAACAACAACAACAACAACAACAACAACAACAACAACAACAACAACAACCACAAACCAUACAUCAAAUGAUACAACAAUCACAACUAACUAUACAUCAAAUUGUACAACAAAAUAUACAGCAACAACAACAACAACAACAACAACAACAACAACAACAACAACAACAACAACAACAACAACAACAACAACAACAACAACAACAACAACAACAACAACAACAACAACAACAACCACAACAACAACCACAACAACAACCACAACAACCACAACCACAAAUUAUACAGCAACAACCACAACAACCACAAAUUAUACAACAACAACCACAACAACUACAACAACUACAACAACCACAACAACCACAAACUAUACAACAAAUGGUACAACAACAACAAAAUAUACAGCAACAACAACAACAACAACAACAACAACAAAAUAUACAGCAACAACAAACACAAAAUAUGCAGCAACAGCUUCAACAACAAUUAUUACAACAAAUUCAACAACAACAGCAACAGCAACAGCAACCCCAAAUAAUAAAACAAUUUACACCAUCAUCAUCUCCACUAUCAUCAUCAUUCAUAUCACUAAAUGCUUCACAAUCAAAACUUUCUAUCAAUAAUGCAACUAAUACUACUAAUAAUAAUAAUAAUAAUAGUAACAAUGUAACCAAUACCAAUAACAAUAAUAUUAUUAAUAAUAAUAAUAAUAAUAAUAAUAAACAAACGCAAUCAAACAAUAAUGAUAAUAAAAUUUUAAAAAGAUAUCAACCAAGACCUCCUCAAUCAAUACUGUUUGAAUAUUCAUUUGAUUUUGAUUUUAAAGGAAUUAUAUUUUGGAUUUCAACUGAUGGUGGAAAUGAAAAAUGGUCAAAUCCUCAUUCAACUUCAAAAAUUAAAAUAACAUCAUCAAGUAUUGACAAAGGAAAUUUAUAUGAUAUUGUUGAAUUAACACCAAAUGCAUUUUGGACAAAAGAUGUACCAGCUAGUUGGGUAAUGAUUGAUUUGGGACCAAAUAGAACGGUGGUACCAAUGUAUUAUACUAUUAGACAUGGUUUAUCGUAUAAAUCGGAUUCUUUAAGAACUUGGGAUUUCCAAGGUUCAACCAAUGGCGAACAAUGGACUGUCUUGAAAAGGCAUACAAAUGAUCCAUCACUAAAUUAUAAAUAUGCAACUCAUUCUUGGCCUGUAACAGGUUGUGAAACUGCUUUUCGUUAUUUUAGAAUCUUACAAACUGGAAAGAAUUCAAAUAAUAGAAACUUUUUAGUAAUUGGUGGACUUGAAAUUUAUGGUGAACUUUGUGAAACAAAUCCAAAUCCUAAUUAA
Messenger RNA from Dictyostelium discoideum AX4, 2592 nucleotides. RefSeq names its product BTB/POZ domain-containing protein (gene migA). The coding region runs from base 1 to 2592 and encodes 863 amino acids. The record is from RefSeq and is a predicted model, not a curated record. The transcript has 2 exons. NCBI's taxonomy places the organism in Eukaryota, Evosea, Eumycetozoa, Dictyosteliales, Dictyosteliaceae.